Molecule: messenger RNA, 690 nt
Organism: Striga asiatica
Lineage: Eukaryota; Viridiplantae; Streptophyta; Magnoliopsida; Lamiales; Orobanchaceae
Source: the annotation of a GenBank genome assembly
AUGAAAGGUCUUGAUAUUAUAGGGGUUCAGACGGUUAAGAAAGCUGGUUCAAGGCUCAGAAGCCGGAUUGUAGCUGAGCAAUCAAUAAGGAGAUGGUCCCAAAUGAUUGAGCAAAUGGAAGACGAAGUUUCUUCAAUUCUUCUUGAAGAAAGGGAAGAAAUGGCGCUAAGGAGAGCUAAAAUGGAGGCAAAAGUAUUAAGUUGUUCCCUAGCUAAAAUUGUUGUGCAUCUGAUUGCUCACAAAGAUGAAAUUUGUUCAAGGUCGAAAAGAACUUGGUUUGUUACAGAGAAGGAGAAAAAGCUUGUAGGUUCUGGCAAUGAGGCAAUUAGUGUUGAACAAGCAGAAGAAUUGAAGAUGAAGGAAAGAGAAACGAGAGCAAACAUUUGGCUAGGUAAAGCGAAGGAAAUUGGAGCAGCUAGAAAUAUGUUAGAGGAUGAAGAAUAUAAAUCGGAGAACAGAAAAGCAAGAAGGAGAAAACAGGAAUUUCCCUUGUUGACGUGGCUUAUCGCCGGGCGAAGGCCGCCAGAAGGGCUGAUGAGGUCGGCAAAACCUGAAGAAAUCCGUCAAGAAACCAAACCAAGGAGGAUGCCGUUAAGUGGGUUUAACGAAAUCUCUAACUCCUCCAAAAAUUGGCAAUUAGCUAAUGAAGAGAUAAAUCCUAAUCCACUCAGAGAAUUACCCCAAAUGUGA